Molecule: messenger RNA, 245 nt
Organism: Staurois parvus
Lineage: Eukaryota; Metazoa; Chordata; Amphibia; Anura; Ranidae
Source: the annotation of a GenBank genome assembly
UGGGGAAUUAUUUUCCUUUCACUUUAACAAUAAGGGAAAAACAGUAACAUGAAUAUCAUGUGUGAGGGCAGGGGCGGACUGACAACUCAUGGGGCCCCCGGGCAAUAGGGAAUCAUGGGGCCCAUAUGUCCUUGCCCAAACUCAAAAAAGCCUAUGAAAAAGGUACCAGGGGCAUCUCUUGGGGGCCCCUGCUGACCCCAGGCCCUCGGGCAGUGCCCGAGUUUCCAAAUGGUCAGUCCGCCCCU